AUGCAGAAUACCUUCACAUCGAGCAUGCUAAGAUCAAGACACAAUGCUUCGUAUGGCAGACUACUGCAGACGUUAGGCAGGGGCCAAAGGUCCCGUGGAAUGGCCACCUUCGAAGGAAAACCCAUGAAAAGGUCGAAUCCACUAAGACGUUUCGUGAUCCGCGCGACGAUAGCGGUAACCGGGUUUUAUGCCGGUGGUGUGGCUCUUUCGGUGAACAAUGACCAGUUUGGCGAACUUUUCUGUGACAAUGUGCCCUUAGCCGAGACGAUGGUGGAACUUUAUGAGUCCUACAGAGACGAAUCUUUCCAAGCGUCGCGGAUGCCUCUAGAGGAGCUAAAGCAGAAAUUUGGCGAGCUCGGAACAAAAACAGACCGCAUUCCCGCUCGCGGUGCCGAUUCCGUGUUGACCACGGAGCAAAUUGCCGCGCUACCUGCUACCCAGGAGGUCAAAAUUGAGGAUGAAACACUCGUCAAGCUCAGACUACCACCCUUGAACUUGAGGAGCCAAGCUGAACCCAGAACCAGAGAUUUGGUGCAGCUCGUCAAUGACAGUGUUCAAGAGAUCAAUGAGGAAUCCUUCAUUUUGCCAGAGGACGCCUAUAACGCCGUGACUGAUACGUAUGCCAAACUCAAUCACGCUCUCCAAACACUCAACGAGAACUUCCAAACAGACCUCUCCCAGUCCUUGGCGGAUAAGUAUGGACGUGCAAGUCAAGAUUUAUCCGAGAGCUACGAACUGAAGCUGAAAACUCGUGAAGUGGAGCUGACUGAACAAUUCUUGAAUGAGUUCAAUGCUUUCAAAGCCCAACUAGAGUCCCGUUCCUCUGAGGAACUAUCUUCUGCCCUCAAGGCCAAAGAGCAAGCUUUGCUAGCCAAACAAUCUAACGAAGUUGCUCUUUUGUCUAUCAAGCAGGUCGAGGAAUUCAACAAAAUUUUGUCCGAAAAGCUGGACCAAGAAAGGUCUGGUAGACUUUCUAAAUUGCAAGAGCUUGACAACUCUGUUCAGGGUCUCACCGAUGCCAUCGAUCAGGUCGAUACUUUCAUGAUGAAGAGUGAAGUUGUGACUCAGCUCAAUUUGUUAGCCACUGCUUUGAAAACCAAGCUUCAGUCCGGGUCCCAUAGCGUUCAGCUGGAUUCCGAACUGAGCAGACUCAAGACCCUAUACGAAAUUUUGCCAGGCAAGCCCUCCAAAUGUUGCAAGACAAAAGACCCACAAUUACUUGACAUCCUUAUCACCCAGCUAGAUUCGCUAGCCUCUAAGCAACAAAUUUUGUCCAAUGAACAGCUUCACAGCCGGUGGUCCCUCCUACAAAAAGACUUAGUAACUUCCUCCCUGCUACCUCCCAAUGCUGGUAUUUUGGGUCACACUGCCGCAAAAUUCUUCAGCUUCUUUGUACUCGACAAAAAUGGAACUCCUGUCGACAGUGACGUUGACAGUAUAUUUGCUCGCGUGGGUACAAACCUCACACAUUCAAAACUUGACAAGGCAGUUGAAGAAGCAGUGGCCUUGAAAGGCUGGCCUCGUGUUCUUUGCGACGAAUGGGUCCUUGAGGCUAGAAGAAAGCUCGAAAUAGAGACGCUUGUCGACGCUCUUGAUUGUGAAAUUAGAAGUCUAUGA
Messenger RNA from Lachancea dasiensis, 1617 nucleotides. The record is from the annotation of a GenBank genome assembly. Lineage: Eukaryota; Fungi; Ascomycota; Saccharomycetes; Saccharomycetales; Saccharomycetaceae.